AUGUCACCCAGCACUCUUCGUACGGGUACACAUGAGGCCGUAAAGCAUUUGAAGCUUGCUAAAGGUGAUAUUUCGUCAUCUUCACAAAGCAACAAUACACGCCUUGACGAGGAGUUGAUAACAGCACCGCUUUUCUCGCUAGCUGCCUGUGAGACUCUCCAUGACCAGCGCCAAGAUGAUGACGAAACUCGGAAAAAUCAACUUUAUCCUCAGUAUGGUCUCCUCGGGCUGCAGAAUCGAUCUGUCCCUGGGCGUUCGGAACAGGAGGAUCUGAUCUACACGAAUGUGUCCGCGCCAUGGUCUGCAUUUAUCUGUGGUAGCCAAGGAAGCGGGAAAAGUCACACUUUGUCCUGUCUGUUGGAGAACUCUCUGGUUGCAUGCUCGCCUGCUGGGAAAUUGACUUCCCCUCUGGCUGGGCUCGUCAUGUAUUAUGACAAGUUUACGGCUUUCUCCAGCACUCAGCUGUGUGAGGCAGCGUACCUGUAUUCUUCGGGUAUCCCUGUUCGGGUCCUUGUGUCCCCAACCAAUUAUCUUGCCAUGAAGACGGCAUAUAAUAUGCUGGCAGGUGGAUCGAAGAUGCUCACUGUUGAGCCUCUGUAUUUGCCUCAGAAAGACCUGACCAUCGUCGUUAUGAAAAUCCUCCGCGACAUGGCCGUCGCAAAUCAGGGCCAAGCUGGGUUCGACUAUACUGAAUUCAAACGCCUCCUGCGGACCGAGCAGUUCAUGAAGGGUCAGUUCACACCGCUCAAUAUGCGAUUGGAAGUUUUGGAAUCCUUCUUCGAGCCUGGAUCCGAGUGUGGUGCACCUCGAAAGAAAUCCAAAAACAAAGGCACAGACAUCUGGAACUUCGCCCCCGGAAGUCUCACGAUAGUCGACUUGAGCUGUCCCUUUGUUCGACCGGAGGAUGCAUGCGCCCUCUUCAACAUAUCUCUCUCGCUAUUCUUGAAGAAACGCCAUGAUGCUGGCCGUAUGAUUGCCCUGGAUGAGGCCCACAAAUUCAUGACGUCAACGUCACUUGAAGCUCUUGACUUGACAGAGACGCUGUUGUCCAUUAUCCACCAACAGCGCCACCUUGGGGCUCGUGCCAUCAUCGCGACCCAAGAGCCCACGCUUGCCCCAGCGCUCCUUGAGCUGUGCAAUGUGACAGUAAUCCACCGUUUCUCGUCGCCUGCCUGGUUCAAAGCGAUUAAAAAGCAUAUCGCUGGUACUGAGGCUGAGGCUGAGGCUGAGAAGCUCAAAUCAGACGCAGAUUCCGCUAAUAUCUUCCACAAGAUCGUUCGCCUGGCAACUGGUGAAGCUCUAGUCUUCUGCCCGACAGCUCUCCUAAAUGUUCAAAAGGUCAAAAGUGAGCUGAGCAGCGGUUCAUCAAGUGAGUGUUCCGACGACUAUUAUUCUCCAGCUGGCACCCAUACUGGGAGCCAAGUUCUCCAACUUGGGCCUGCUUAUGUCCACAUUCGAGUGCGCCAGAGAAUUACUCUUGAUGGCGGUCGGAGUGUGCUGGAGACUUAG
This is a messenger RNA of Penicillium soppii, 1509 nucleotides long. RefSeq lists its product as uncharacterized. NCBI's taxonomy places the organism in Eukaryota, Fungi, Ascomycota, Eurotiomycetes, Eurotiales, Aspergillaceae. The record is from RefSeq and is a predicted model, not a curated record. Bases 1 to 1509 code for a protein of 502 amino acids. The transcript is spliced from 3 exons.